AAAUAGCUGGGGGAGAAGCCUGAGGAAGAGGGCGGCGGUGGUUGUGGUAACUGAGCGGAUCCCGGUGACAGGAUGUUGGUGUUGGUAUUAGGAGAUCUGCACAUCCCACACCGGUGCAACAGUUUGCCAGCUAAAUUCAAAAAACUUCUGGUGCCAGGAAAGAUUCAGCACAUUCUAUGUACAGGAAACCUUUGCACCAAAGAGAGUUAUGACUACCUUAAGACUCUGGCUGGUGAUGUCCAUAUUGUGAGAGGAGACUUUGAUGAGAAUCUGAAUUAUCCAGAACAAAAAGUUGUGACUGUUGGACAGUUCAAAAUUGGUUUGAUCCAUGGACAUCAAGUUAUUCCAUGGGGAGACAUGGCCAGCUUAGCCCUGUUGCAGAGGCAGUUUGAUGUGGACAUUCUUAUCUCGGGACACACACACAAAUUUGAAGCAUUUGAGCAUGAAAAUAAAUUCUACAUUAACCCAGGUUCUGCCACUGGAGCAUAUAAUGCCUUGGAAACAAAUAUUAUCCCAUCAUUUGUGUUGAUGGAUAUCCAAGCUUCCACAGUGGUCACUUACGUAUAUCAGCUCAUUGGAGAUGACGUGAAAGUAGAACGAAUUGAAUAUAAAAAGUCUUAAAGCCAGGCCUGUCUUGAUGACUUUUCUGGUUUUGUUGUUGUUGUUCAUUCCUCUUCAGAUCAAGUAAUUAAACAUUUAACAG
Nycticebus coucang (slow loris) is the source of this 703-nucleotide messenger RNA. Its product is annotated as vacuolar protein sorting-associated protein 29. Bases 73 to 621 code for a protein of 182 amino acids. Gene Ontology annotation, biological process: intracellular protein transport; retrograde transport, endosome to Golgi. The record is from RefSeq and is a predicted model, not a curated record. Gene Ontology annotation, cellular component: endosome; retromer complex. The transcript has a single exon. NCBI's taxonomy places the organism in Eukaryota, Metazoa, Chordata, Mammalia, Primates, Lorisidae.